CACACUCUAGAUUCCCCACACAACUGGAAAGAGAUCCUGGAGAGAGAGAUAGAAUCUCUGUAGACUACAGCAACUCCCCGUCCCUGAUCCUCCAGUCUGCCCUGAUGCUGCCCUGAGUACCCAGGUGGGCACAGAUGGGGGUGAGAUCAUGGAUUUUGGAGGUCUUAUUCAGAGCUGACCUGGCAUUCAGCAACGGCAGCCACAGACCUGAGGGCUGGCUGGUAGGAUAACCACAAUUCCCCAGGUUGGAGGAAUUGUCGACCAAAUACUCAGAAGGAUAAAUUCCCCAGGAUUUUGGGGGAACCUGAUGUAAAUUAAACCAAGCGAAACUCUCUGGGAUGCCAGUUCAGAAGGGUUCUGCUUUCCCAGCCCAUGGGUUGGCCUCAGCUUACUGCCAGCACCCUCCCAGUCACCCCUCCCUGCUCUCUUCCUCCCCAGAAAUAACUGUGUUCAUUGUGCAAUUUUGAUUUCCUUGCUUUUUAAAGAGCUGUUUCUAAGUCCUGCACUGGUCUCUGAGCUUGGGAGCAUCAGACGGGUGUUCAUUCCCAGUGGCUACUCCCCCAGCGUGGGAUAAGACUGAAGUCAAGCUUUUGCUGGCAUCAGUGUUUUUGGUCAAAGCCCAGCAGCAGAGAGAGCUCUUCAAGACAAGAUCACCUCUGAAGAUGGAAGCAUCCCAGAGAAAUGUUAAUUCGUACCUUGCCCUUUCUAUCUUCAACCUGCUGUGUUGCUGUCUGCCACUUGGAAUCGCAGCUCUUGUCUUCUCUCUCCAGGUAAGUCUACUUUGGGGUUCUUUGCCUCACUCUGCAUAAGAGAAUGCUGAACAUCCAGCUCUUAAAAACAUCCAUCGGGCAGAGGAGGGAUGUUUGCAUUUAUAUGUUAGAUGCUAGAUGCUAGAUGCUAGAUAAAUUUAUUGUCAUUGUCCGUAUAUACACAGUAUACACAACAACGAAAAUCAAACACCCACUCGAAGACCGGGUUCACAUACACAUUUGCACGUAUCUCCAACACUCUCAUCCUAUUCAGACAUAAUCUAUAAAAACAUAUCAUACUCCAGAAUGUAACAUAACCUAUUAAAAGCAUAACAUAACCUAAAAACCUGUCUCAUUCCUUCCUACUCCCUGCUUGCUAUUCCUUGCAACUGGCCCUGAGAUCAUUAUUUAGUGCAAUCAGAGCUCUUGGAUAGAAACUAUUCAGAAGGCGUGUGGUUCGUGUUUUCAUUGUCCUAUAUCUUCUGCCCGAAGGCAACAGUUCAAAGAAGUUGUGAGCAGGAUGGGUGGGAUCUCUCAGGAUAUUGUGUGACUUCUUCAAAGUGCGAGACGUGAAGAUCUCAUCCAGGGUUGGUAGUUGGAGCCCAAUAACAUUCUGGGCAAUUUUAAUUAUUCUCUGUAAAGCUUUUUAUCCGUUUCAGAGCUGCUCCCAUACCACGAUAAUAGACUAUAUGUUAAGACACUCUCGAUGGUACUGUGAUAAUAGGACAGAAGUAGGUGCUGAGAUAGAUUCAGUCCCCUGAGCAUUCUCAGGAAAUACAACCUCCCUGCACCUUCCUCACAACCAUAUUAAUAUUUACAGUCCAUGAGAGGUCCUCAGAGAUGUAAGUGCCCAGGUAUUUAAAACUACCAACCCUCUCCACCUCCUCGCCAUUUAUGUGCAAUGGUAAAAAUACGCUUUUCUUUCUCCUAAAGUCAAUUAUGAGUUCUUUGGUUUUUUUGGUGUUAAGCAUAAGAUUGUUUUCUUUACACCAUUGAAUUAACCCCUGUACUUCUUUCCUAUAAGCAGUCUCAUCGUUCUCACUAAUGAGCCCCACCACUGUUGUAUCAUCCGCAAAUUUGAUGAUUGUGUUGGACUCAUACAGUGGGGUGCAAUCAAAUGUGUACAGGGAAUAGAGAAAGGGACUUAGCACACAUCCCUGAGGGGCUCCUGUGCUUAAUACUAGAGUAGAAGAAUAGUAAGGGCCCAUUCUCACUGUCUGCGGCCUAUCAGUCAGGAAAUGUGCACAUGUGUGAAUGUUUAGUACGCUUGUGCGUACUUUAUGCACAGUGUCUUCCUCCACUAAAAAUUCCAACAAUUUCCUCAACAUGAAACGUUUGAUCACAGAUUUCUAACUGCCCUGGAGAAUGGAUUUGUAAAAGGGCUUUGCGUUUUUGCAUGUGGGGUGGUUUGUGUCUGGAUGUUGUGGAGGGCUUUUGGUGUUGGCAGGCAUGAAAAUAUUCGUCAAAGACGCAAGCAGCAUAGUACAUUGCUUUGCAAAUUAAAGACAUUCAUGAAUUUUGGAAUUGCUAGUAGAUUUUAUCUGUGCUCCCCCCUUUUUUUAAAUUCUCUGCAGAAGUUUGGUGCAGGGUUGGAAGAUGCCAAUAUUGGCUGUUGGGAACAACACACAUUUCUAUUAGCAGCUUUCAGUACCAUCAACCAUGGUAUCCUUCUGGACCACGCUGGUGGGAUGGGACUUGGAGGCAUUCUUCUAUGGUGGUUCUGUUCCUUCCUGGAGGAGUGAACCCAGAAAGUGUGGGGGGGGGCUCCUGUUUGACACCUUGGACAUUGGCUGUGGGGUCCCUCAGGGUUCUGUUCUGUUCCCUAUACUAUUUAUCAACUGCAUGAAACUACUGGGAGAGGUUGUCCAGAGCUUCAGGGUUGGGUGUCAUCAAUAUGCUGAUGACACCCAGCUCUAUUUCUCCUCCCCACCUGAAUCCACAGAAGCUGCCUUGCUUCUAAACUGGUGUUUGUCAUCAGUGGUGGACUAGAUGUGAGUGAGCAAAUGGAAACUUAAUCCAUACAAGAUAGAGCUGCUCUUGGUCAGUCAGAAGGCAGAACAGGGAAGAGGGAUUCAGCCUGUGCUGGUUGAGGUAACACUCCCCCUGACACCGAGAAGAGAUAUGUUAGUCAUCUUCAGGCAUCUAAAGGGCUGUCACAUGGAAGAGGGAACAAGCUUGUUUUCUCCUGCUCUGGAGGGUAGACUCGAACUCAUGGCUUCACGUCACAAGAAUGGAGAUUCCAACUAAACACCAGGAAUAACUUUCUGAUGGCAAGAGCUGUUUGGCAGUGGAACAGACUCCCACGAGAGGUGGUGAACUCUCCUUCCUUGGAUGUUUUUAAGCAGAGGUUGGGUCGCCAGCUGCCACAAAUACUUUAGUUGAGAUUCCUGCACUGCAGGGGGUCAGACUAGAUGACUUCCAGGGUCCCUUCCAAUACUACAGUUCCAGCAUUCUAUGAUUCUAAAACACAGCUUUGCAGUGUGGAAAAAGAUGGAUCGAUCUAUAAUCAAAUUAUAAAUGUUUAAUGCUUUGCCCUAAGCCACUGGCCAGGGGUGGGGUGCGGCGUGUUUCUUAAACCCCACAGAUGCAUGGGCCAUGAGAGCAUCUGGAGAAAAGAUUGACUCUGGCAGGGUUUGAAAAACAAAAGCACUCUCCCUGCCCACAUGCCAAACACACACACUGUUCUUGGCUUACGGAGCUGUCUGGUGUGUCUGCUGCAAAUGAGAGAAUCGGAACCAGGAGAAAGAGUUUAGAAAAUGCCACUUGGGCAGAAUCCGUGACCAGGGAGAAGAGUCGGUGGAAGAAGAUUGGAAGAAAUUUAAAGAUUAUUUACAGAAACAUUGCAAAAUCAACGAAUGUUAGAGUGAUGUUGGAUUGAAGUUAAGUGGCUUCUAGCUGAACAGGUUUUAAAGCUAUAAACAUAUCAAGAUUAAGGAUUAGGACCAAAAAGACUAAGAGAAAUGGAAAAAUUGGUUCAAUUAAUGUUAUAAUAUAUUAUGAUUUAGGACUGGAAUUAAAAAGGAGGGAAAGAAAUUGCUGGGAUUACAAAUUGAAUUGGAAUACAAAAGAGGGAGGUAUGAGGAAGUCCGGGAAACAAGUAAAUUUAAAAGAGGUUAUGAAAGGAUGGAACUAUUUUAAACUGUUUUUUCUCUUUUUAUUUCUUCUUUUUUUACUUUCUCCUAUUUUGUACUUUGUAUUUUGUAUGGUGUAUUUUUCUUUGUUUUUGUUAAAAUUUUCUUGUUUAUCAAUGUGAUUUUAUUCUUUCUGAAACUUUAAUAAAUAUUAAUUUUAAAAAAAAAUACAAAAUGCCACUUGGGAAUCCAUUUUGCAAAUUUCUGGAGACUGGAGGGCUGGAAGCGAUUUCACAAUGCAAUUAAAAGAUGCACAAAACAAUUGCGUGCAUAAAAACAGUUGAAACAACUGCACCCAUCAGGAACAGUUUCAAAUUCAAUACAGAUGCUAACUAUUUCAUUAGGAAGGGGGGUGGGGGGUGGGAAAUCACUCCAGCUUAACAGAUGCUUGCCUUUCGCAGUCCUGGUGGCUUAGAAAAGAGAACCUCUGCAUAUCCCUAGGACUAGCCUCUCCCUAAGGCUGCGGGCAGCCUGUGAUCUGUCAGGUAGUGUUGGGCUUUGCCACCUGGCCUCACUGGGAAGGGCUGCAACUCACUGGUAGAGCAAUGGCAUUGCUUGUCAUGGGUCUUGGGUUCAAAUCCCAGGCAGCAUCUCUGGGAAGGGCUGGGGAAGACUCCUGUUGAAACCAUGGAGCACUGUUAGCUAGUCAGUCUCAACCAGCCUUGGUGCCCUCCUGGUGUUUUGGACUACAACUCCAUCAGUCCAGUGCCCAAGAGAGGCUGGAGGGUACCAGUCUGGUGAAGACUGCUGUGUAGUUGGUGAUACUGAGUUGGAUGGCUCAAUCGACUCUAUGCAAGGCAGCUUUGCAAGUUCCGCUUCUGCUUUCUAUUAACAACGAUCAAAUGUGGUCAUAAAUAGAGAGCCAGUGUGGUGUAGCCGUUAAGGAGUGUCAGACUAGGACUAGAGUUCGAAUCCCCACUCUUCCAUGAAGAGUGACUCUCUGGCUGACCUUGAGCAAGUCACUCACUCUCAACCUAACCAUAGCUGUCAACGUUUCCCUUUUUUAAAGGGAAAUUCCCUUAUUCUGAAUAGCAUUCCUUGCAAGAAAAAGGGAAAAGUUGACAGCUAUAAGCCUAACCUACCUCACAGGGUUGCUGUGGGGAUUAAUUGAGGAGUGGGCAAACUAUGUACACCAGCUUACUAAUAAGAAUAAUAAAUAUAAAAGCUUUUCACACAGCUCCAAAAUGGCUUAACAGCGUAUGGUUCUUUUAAACAAAGUGGAUGGAUGAGGGAGAGCGUCGGAAAGGGAGACAACUAUGCUUUUCCAAAAAUUUAGGCGAGGUUUUUCUCCCAUGCGGACUGUGUGCUCCCAAGGCAGAUCCGACAGCCCCAACAUUCUUGGCUGAGGAGCUCUGCCAAAUACUCCCUUUGCUGCAAAUGACCCCAAGGAGGAGGACAAACAACUUAAAGCUGUAAGGAACAUUGCUAGAUCCACCCAUACAAUCAAAUCAGGACAGAUAAAGUAAAUCAGCGGCAAAACAUUGCAUACCCUCCCACAUUCAACAGAUGAAAACAGAGCUGUUCCAGUCCACAUCAGUAUCACUGCUAAUUAGCUGUAUUUACUGAUAAGAGUUCCCUUUUCCCCUCAGGCAUCCUUAAAGGCAAUACAUAAAUACAAAUAUUUUGGUGUUUAAAAUACUGCUGUUUUGCGUGUUUCCUCUAAUAGCUUUUGUACUGACCAGAAGGGACGCAGGUGGCGCUGUGGGUAACACCUCAGUGCCUAGGACUUGCCGAUCAUACGGUCGGCGGUUCGAAUCCCCGCAGCGGGGUGAGGUCCUGUCGUUCGGUCCCAGCUCCUGCCCACCUAGCAGUUCGAAAGCACUCUUAAGUGCAAGUAGAUAAAUAGGGACCGCUUUAUAGCGGGAAGGUAAACGGCGUUUCCGUGUGCUGCGCUGGUGCUGGCUCGCCAGCUGCAGCUUCGUCACGCUGGCCACGUGACCUGGAAGUGUCUUCGGACGGCUCACAGCCUCUAGAGCGAGAUGAGCAUGCAACCCUAGAGUCGGACACGACUGGCCCGUACGGGCAGGGGUACCUUUACCUUUACUGACCAGAAGGAAAUGCUCAAAGCAGUGAUACUGAUAGAAUGUCCCUGUUUUUAUCUUGGGAAUGUUGGAGGGCAUAACAUUGUGUUUUCCAGGGAUGCUUCUCGAAAUCCAGGGGGCACUGAAUUGCUGCAGCUUGUUUUGCCUUUGCCACAGGGUGCCUUUGGAUCUGGUCUUUCUCCAAGACCUGGCCUUAAAUUCUAGUCUGCCCCAGAACUCUGGGCCCACAGGUCUCCCAUUGUGCUUGGGACAUCAGUUGGGUGGAGAACAUCACAACCAUCAUCAAACCUUUUAUUGGCAUCACAUCCAAACAUCCAAAACAAAUCAAUACAGAAUUACCACUUCCCCAGUGGCACAAAACAUUUGCUAAAAGAAAGGCGCGGAACAGUCUAUCGUCACAUCUCUAGGUCUCCAGGGAGAUAAGACGUCUGCAGUGUAUUUCAACGACAAAAAACCAAAUAGAGAUAUUUAGCCACUAACUUGGUGAGCUCCUGAUCAUUCCCCAGUAAUAUAAAAUGUAUGACCUCCAACUCUGGUUUCCAUUUGGGGAUGCAGAGUUGAUCUAGAAAUUGCUGAUGGAGAUCAGCAUAUAGUUUACAAUUAAGAACCAUAUGUGUAAGGGUUUCCACCAGGUGGUCUUCACAUGGGCAAGUUCUUUCUCCUUCCACCCUGCCUGAGAACCUUCCCCAAAGGAGGUUUGAUGGAUUUGGAACAUCACAAUGGAUCAGGAUACUGGAAAGAGACGCUCCCAGGUCUCGUCUCCAGCUCCACCAAGUUUACACCCAUUCCAGAAGCAGUGGUGGUAAGAGUGUUAUAAAAAAAGGAGGAGAUCUUAAGGAAGGAAGAGCAUUUGGACAAGUUGGGAGCUGGCAGAUAACCUUCCCCUCCAGGCUUCCCUUCUUGCUGUUUUCCAAUGCCCUCAGCAGAAUUAUUUUGCAGGGGUUGCGGCGCUCAUCUCGCUUUAUUGGCCGAGGGAGCCGGCGUACAGCUUCCAGGUCAUGUGGCCAGCAUGACUAAGCCGCUUCUGGCGAACCAGAGCAGUGCAUGGAAACACUGUUUAUCUUCCCACCACAGCGGUACCUAUUUAUCUACUUGCAUUUUGACGUGCUUUUGAAUUGCUAGGUUGGCAGAAGCUGCGACAAAGCAACGGGAGAUCACCCCGUUGCGGAGAUUCGAACCGCCGACCUUCUGAUCGGCAAGCCCUAGGCUCUGUGGUUUAACCCACAGCACCACCCGCAUCCCAUUCACUUUUCUUAGGGUUACCCCAUUUCAAAAAAGGGAAAAUCUGGACAUGGGAACUUCUGACGUGGGCCGCCAUACCCCUGGGUUUUCCCAGACAUUUUUUUACCAAUUUUCAGAAAUUCCAUCCGGACGCUAUUUCCAAUGGACAAAUCCCAGAUAUGUCUGGGAAAUCCCAGACCUAACUUGUUCCUUAGAAGUAUACCUUUUCUUUACGCUGCACUUCUGCACUGUUGGGUGAGCUAGAGUUAAGGAGAGAAGUAUAGACUCCCACAAUACACCAAAUAAAAAUUAGCCUCUUUGUUUAGCUGGGAUAUUUCCUAGCAAGGGUGCCAGCCCUUUUGACCCCCCGCCUAUAUUUUUGGGUUAAGGCCCAGGCCCCCAAGACAGAAGGCACAGAGGCAAAACAUGGAGACAACUGUGGCAGGGCUUCAGUGGCCACUUCCUUCCCCUCCUCUUCCUUCCGUGGAGGAGGGGGUCGAAGCAGCCUCUCACUAGUGGCACUGCCAACAUAAGGAAAAGGAGGAGCUGCCGGCCACUGAAGCCGUGUGGCCACCAUGUUUGCCUCCACCCCCAGCUCCUCCCGACGUCCUGACAUCAUGCGUACAACAUUGCAGAGGGCCUUCUUGAUAGUGGCACCCACCCUGUGUAACGCCCUCCCAUCAGAUGGCAAGGAAAUAAACAACUCUUCGACUUUUAGAAGACAUCUGAAGGCAGCCCUGUUUAGGGAAGUUUUUAAUGUUUGAUGUUUUAUUACUUUAUUAUCAUUAUUAUUAAUAUUCUGUUGGGAGCUGCCCAGAGUGGCUGGGAAAACCCAGCCAGAUGGGCGGGGUAUUAAUAAUAAUAAUAAUAAUUCCUCCCCGAAUCGCCCUCGCAAGCUGGCACCUCUGCUUCCUAGAGCUGAUAACCGGAUGUUAUUACAGAGGUGGAUUUAGGGGAGCAUGACCGGUGGCAAGAAUCAUCAUCAUCAUCAUCAUCAUUUUAUUUGUAUGCCAUCUUUCCACAGUUAAAACAAUGCUCAAGGCAUUAAUUUCUCUCUCCUUCCCCAGGCGAGAAGCGCCAGCAAUGAAGGAAACAUCAAUCAAGCCGCAAGCUCUUCCCGCACGGCCCGCAUCCUGAAUAUCAUUGGGAUUGUCAUUGGAGCAAUUAUGUUCGUGAUUAUUAUAGUGAUUGUUGCUGUCGGUUCGAAAAAUAAACCCUAAGAGGAGAUGUCCCUCACGCUUCCUCUCAGAGAGUGCUCCUGUGAUGGCCCUUGGGAGUGGAUGCAGCGUAUUCUUACAAGGGCGUCCUGAUCCAAGUAGUCACGAUCCACCAGCAAAAUUGUCAGUUCAAAGAGACAAUGCUACAAAGCCGCAGUUUUUCUGAAGUGGGAGGGCUCUUUUGUACUAUCUCUGAUUAAUUGCUUUGCUUUCUUUUUUGGGGGGGGGGAACCCACCCUACUCAAUCAUGCUUUGCAUGCUUCAAGAGCAUGGUGACACAUAACCCAAUAAAACAAAUGAAUGAACAGAUGAA
Messenger RNA from Podarcis lilfordi (Lilford's wall lizard), 8673 nucleotides. The record is from the annotation of a GenBank genome assembly. NCBI's taxonomy places the organism in Eukaryota, Metazoa, Chordata, Lepidosauria, Squamata, Lacertidae.